AUGGCGUCUCUGAACGAACAACUCGCCACGCUGGUUGAGAAUUACACGGCUUGCGAUGUAUCCGACGCUCUCUUAAAGCUACAGAAAGUGCCCGAGGGCAUUGCACCACGAGCUGGAUAUCUCGCUGAUUUGACCCCCUUCUCCCCGAUCAUCGGAAGAAACGAAGGCGCGCCAAAAGUUGCAGCGCCAGCGACAACAUUCAAGUUCAUUUCAAAGAGCGCCAGCCCGCCUUCAAUUGCAACGGAGAGACCCGAAAAACACGGGUUCCCGCCUGGCAAGCACUGGGUUGACUAUGCAGGCGACUUUGCCGCGGAAGAUCCGUCCAAGGCGGGCUCAAUCAUUGUGAUUGAGCAGCCGGAUGAUCAAUACUGUGCUGUAACCGGUGGGAUUAUGGCGACGCGCAUGAAAGUACUCGGUAUCAAAGCUGCUAUUGUGGGUGGUCGCGUGCGUGAUUUAAGGGAAUUGCAGGCGACAGGGCUCCCGAUUUGGGCUCGAGGUACAUCGACUGUCGGUACUGGCGCCGAGGCCAAAGCGGGCGUACGGAAUGUUCCUAUUUCUAUCGGAGGGGUGACUGUUGAUGCAGGAGACAUUGUUUUCUGUGAUCCCAUGGAAGGCGUGGUCGUCAUUCCUCGUAAUCUGCUCGGCCCUGUGCUUGAACUCAUGCCGAAGUUGAUCAGAAUGGACGACCAGGCGAAGGAAGCCGUGGCGCAAGGAAUGACCGUCACAGAUGCCUUCAAGAAGUUCCGCUAA
This is a messenger RNA of Penicillium maclennaniae, 750 nucleotides long. Its product is annotated as RraA family protein. Bases 1 to 750 code for a protein of 249 amino acids. The record is from RefSeq and is a predicted model, not a curated record. NCBI's taxonomy places the organism in Eukaryota, Fungi, Ascomycota, Eurotiomycetes, Eurotiales, Aspergillaceae. The transcript has 5 exons.